Molecule: messenger RNA, 2020 nt
Organism: Chenopodium quinoa (quinoa)
Lineage: Eukaryota; Viridiplantae; Streptophyta; Magnoliopsida; Caryophyllales; Amaranthaceae
Product: anthocyanidin 3-O-glucosyltransferase 6-like
Exons: 1
Coding region: 409-1860 (483 amino acids)
Molecular function (GO): UDP-glycosyltransferase activity
Source: RefSeq, a predicted model, not a curated record
ACUUAGGCCAAUGCUCCUCAAAUUUUCAAUUUUGUCGGCUUAAUACAUUUGACCAAUUGUCUUAUCUGUUAUUUUUGUGGGUUUAAUAUAUUUGAGUUUGUAUAAUAUCUUAGAAAAUUUAACCUAUUAUAGAAAAUUCUCAUAUUUGUAUUAUAUCCGUACAUCACACGAAAGCUAAUCUAGUAUCUUAAAAAAUUUAAGCAAUUAUAUAUCUACGUACUACCUCCGUUACAUAUUAUUUUCAACGAUUUGACAUAAAGUAGAGAGAAAAUGUCUAGUCGUCGCAAAUAAUAUGUAACAGAGGUAGUAAUUCGUAUCAUAUAUACCCAUCACGUGGCAUUUGUUUAAUACACUUCUUCUUCCUAUCUUCUCACUAAUCACUUUACUAAUCCAUCUUUAAAAAAUUAAAUGGAGUUGGUGCUUAUACCAACACCAGGAAUGGGCCACCUUCUCUCCGCCGUAGAGUUAGCCAAGCGCAUCCUUGACCGCGACCACCGCAUUUCGAUCCUCAUCCUCAUCUUAAACAUCCCCAUGAAUUCCCAAAUGCUCAAUUCCUUCAUCAACUCCCAAUCACGUGACAACCAUUACCCUACUCGCCUCACCUUCUCUUCAUUGCCACCCCUCUCAAACCCUCCAGACCCCACCUCCCCUAACUACUUCCAAACUCUCAUUAGCCUUCAUAAACCACUCGUUAAAACCGCUGUCGAGGACAAAGUCAAGGCCGGUAGCCUUGCCGGGUUUGUCCUCGACAUGUUUUGCACUACCAUGAUUGAAGUUGCUGACCACUUCAUGGUCCCCUCGUAUAUUUUCUUUACUUGCGGAGCAAGUAUGUUAAAUCUUUUAUUUCAUUUCUUUGUGUUGGAAGAUGAUCAAGAGGUUGACAUCGCUGCUAAACUCAACGAACCGGGUAUCGAAUUGGAUGUACCCGGGUUCAUUAACCGUCUCCCCGGGAAAGUUGUCCCUGAAGGUUUAGUCAGCAAGGAAUUUGGGUCUUCUUCUAGGUUUUUUGAUCACUUUAAGAAGUUUAAAAAAUCCAAGGGUAUAAUAGUAAAUACGUUCACUGAACUUGAAACGUUUGGUGUACAAUAUUUGUUUGAUCAAGCGAGUAAGGAUGGUGUGCCGGCAAUUUAUCCUGUGGGCCCCAUCUUGGAGCUCGAUACUAAGGGCCGAGGUGGGCACCGAGGUGAUGAUGAGGAGUCUAUUAUAAAAUGGCUAGAUGAUCAACCUCCAUCUUCGGUGGUGUUUCUCUGCUUCGGGAGCAUGGGCAGCUUCGAUGAAGAUCAAGUAAUUGAGAUAGCUAACGGCCUAGAGAAGUCCAGAUAUCGGUUCUUGUGGUCCUUACGAAGACCACCAAUCGAGGGUGAACUUGAACUACCAAGUGAGAAUGAAAUAUUUGAGGAAGCAUUACCUAAGGGCUUUCUAGACCGUACGGAAGAAAGAGGGAAAAUUAUAGGGUGGGCACCACAAGUCUCGAUCCUAAGCCAUAAGGCUGUAGGAGGGUUCGUGUCACAUUGUGGUUGGAACUCGAUACUAGAGAGUUUGUGGUUUGGGGUGCCUAUGGCUACGUGGCCGUUGCACUCAGAGCAGCAAUUGAACGCUUUCGAGCUAGUGAAGGAGCUUGGACUAGCGGUGGAGAUAAGGAUUGAUUAUCGACGUGAUUGGAAGACUAAGAAAGGAAACAUUAAGGUGACCGCGGAGGAGAUCGAGAAUGGGGUGAAAAAGUUGAUGAGUUUGGAUGAGGGGACCAAGAGCAAAGUAAGGGAAAUGAGUGACAAAAGUAGAGAUGCAUUAGAAGAUGGUGGUUUAUCUCAUAAAAGGUUGGGUCAAUUUAUUGAAGAUGUUUUGAAUAAUGUUGCUUAAAGUAUUUGGUUUAUAUGGACUAUACGUCAUAAAGUGUUGCAAACUGAUUGCAUUUGUUAAUGUAUUCUAAGCUUUGACUUACUACUUAAUGUAACGUGAUCUAUCUAUGUUAUGUACUGUAUCAUAUCAUUUACAUGUACUUGGUAUCUGAUUAUAUAUU